Messenger RNA from Symbiodinium pilosum, 927 nucleotides. NCBI's taxonomy places the organism in Eukaryota, Dinophyceae, Suessiales, Symbiodiniaceae. The record is from the annotation of a GenBank genome assembly.
GCACAGCGCCCACAGCCCCCAACGCUGUUGCUGCAAAGCGCGCAGUGGAGGUCGCGAAGGAUGCAGCCAAUGCGGAGUACAACAAGCAAAAGUACGACCGUGCUGUUGAAGGCUACACAAAAGCAGCAGCUUCUGAUCCCUGCUUGGUGGAUGUGGCUGCCAUCUUCAGCAAUCUCGCUCACUGCAGGCUUUGUUUGGGCCAGCCCCACUGUGCUAUUGCUGCAGCCAUCUCCUGCCUCCGACUGAGACCAUCCUGGGCGGUAGCUGUCAAGGCUGCACAUCGCCUGGCUGCAGCUCUUGCCUGCACAGGCGAGCACGAGGCAGCCGAUCAAGUGAUCCAGAGGUUUGACGGCGCAGCUACCGAUGACGUCCCAGAGAACGUCCGGAAGCAGUGCAUGGACGUGCUUGGCAAGCUGGAUCGCCACGUGAUGGCGCUCAAGGAGCUCCGGGCUGAAAAUGGCCCGGGCCUCUGGGAAGCGCACGCGGACGCCUCCCUUGCUGGGAGCGAGUGGUGCUCAGCUGGCGCUCUGGAAGUGAAGGGCAGCCAUCUGCGUACAGUAAGUCACUGCCCUCAGGGCAGCUUGCUUUUGCUAAUGAGGCCUCUUGGUGGACUUGUAAAGGGUACACAUGGUUGGAGCGUGAGGGAGGCAAGCAAAGACCACAUCUGCUCUGACGGGGUCGGCCUGCCUGAAAGGCUGUCCCACAUUUGCAAUACCGACAUUGCAGCCAAAGAAGUUGCGCUUUUAAUGGCAGGAGCACUAGACCGGGUCCAGCAUCCCCAAGCGCUCCUACUCUGCAGUCCAAGAGUUCAGUUACUCCCUCUUCUUGGUCAGCGACUGGAGUCAUUUUUCCGCGCGUUCGGAACGUUGGGGCCGAGUCUGGUGGAUGGCAUCGUGGAGGAUCACCGCAUCAAGCUGCGUCCGUCAA